Haemonchus placei is the source of this 285-nucleotide messenger RNA. NCBI's taxonomy places the organism in Eukaryota, Metazoa, Nematoda, Chromadorea, Rhabditida, Trichostrongylidae. The record is from the annotation of a GenBank genome assembly.
AUGGCAUCCGUUGUGGACUUCUCUGGCACGAAGCCGAAUUGCUCUACGCACCUUACCCUCUAUGCAGAGUGCGAUGAGACCAAACGUCGCCUCUAUUUUAGGGCUGUUCACAUGGUGAAAUUCGUCGUUGAGGAGUCUGUCGAAGUAUUCGCUCCAUCUACGCCUGACCUCAACAGGCUUCCUCAGGAUCCCACCUUUGUUAUUGAUGGACCUCGCUACCCCGAUGGCCUGAGUAGCCUGGUGCCGUGCUUCAGUCAAGCAGAAGGCGGACUUCUUUUCUCAUAG